CUCUGCAACACCCUAAUUGGUCACCGGCGGUACUGUGAUUUUUUCAUCAAUAAACACGGAAAAAGGUGGAUAUGGCAACUUUUAAAGCGAAGAAGAAACGAAAUAUUCGCCAAAGAAAAACCUCUUCUGAUUCUGAAGAUGAUGGAGAAUCUAAUAAAGAUAUUAGGUCUAUCUUGGAAGAAACAAAAGAAGCUCAGAAGUUCAGAGAGAGACCCCAUGGUGUCAGUGCAACAGCCCUUCUCACAGGCAAGAAAAUGACAAAAGUCGAAGAAAUGAAUGAUGAUGACCCAUUCAAUCUGAAGGCGGGUGGGAUGGUGAACAUGAAGGAUAUCAAGGACAGAAAUAGAGACAGGUCUGAUGAAGCUUAUGAUCGUGAUGUUGCUAACAUGGGAAGCACUUUUGCUGUUGAGACAAACCAGAGAGAUGAAGACGCUGAAAUGAUGAAAUAUAUUGAGAUAGAAAUGAACAAGAAGAAAGGGUUAGACCUUGAUAAAGAAUCAGAUCCAACAAGAGAAGGACCUAAACAUAAAACACCCGAGGACAAGCUCUAUGAAUUACCUGAUUACCUCAAGGUUGAAGCACAGAAGAGCUCAGAAGAAAUGCUUUCUAAUCAGAUGCUUUCUGGAAUACCAGAAGUAGAUCUUGGAAUAGAUGCUAAGAUCAAGAACAUUGAAGCUACUGAAGAAGCCAAACAGAGACAUUUAGAGGAGAGAAGGAAUAAGAAGAAGAACACUACUUCCUUUGUACCCGCAAAUAUGGCUGUGAAUUACGUGCAACAUUCAAGAUAUAUGCAUGAGGAUUAUUACGCAUCCAAACAUCAACGCAAUCAACAGCGUCAAAAGAAGGAAGAGGAACCAAAACCUAAACCUGUGGUGGUAGGAGAUGCUGACCAACCAAGAAAACCAGAACCACCUGCUCCGACAGUCAAGCGGAAAGUUCCAAAUGCUGAGAAAGCUACUGAUGAUUAUCAUUAUGAACGGUUCAAGAAACAGUUGAGAAGAUAUUGAUGAUUAUCAUUAUGAACAUUCCAGAAACGGCUGAGAAGAUACUGAUUAUCCUUAUGAACAGUUGUAGAAACGGCUGAGAAGAUACUGAUGAUUAUCAUUGUGAACGGUUCAAGAAACAGUAGAGAAGAUACUGAUGAUUAUCCUUAUGAACAGUUCUAGAAACAGCUGAGAAGUUACUGAUUAUUAUCCUUAUGAACAGUUCUAGAAACGGCCGAGAAGAUACUGAAGAGCUCUCCACUCGAUCAACCUCUGUGCAGUGUGAAGGAGAGGUCGAAGAAUUUUGAACAUUUUCUUCGUCAUGUUUUAUCGUCACUCAUGUGCUCGCAGAAGAAGCACAAGAGGUGCUGAAGAUAUUUUGGUAUGCUUCUGCUAUUCUUCCCAAGGAAACGCUGUGAGAUCCAGCUGCCUAGGAUUGUGUUUCUAAAUACUCCUUGAAUCAUUACAUGAGGUACUGAGGAUAUACAAGUUAUUGAACAUCAGAAUCUCUAAUGCGUCCAGAGGAAACCCUGAUAGAUCCAACUGCCUGGGAAGUUUUAGGUGAUGAUCUGUAGCAUGAAUUCCAAGGUAUAGCUUCCUAGAUUAUGGUUGUUGCAAUUCUGGGCUGUGCUUUCAAAGAAAAGGACAACUUUUACAAGAGAGUAGCAGGUACCCACUAAAGAGUAAAACCCUAAGGGACACUUUGAAUUCCAUUAAAUCCACUACUCAAAUAGUCCCUGGGGGCCGUUUCAUAAAGCUGUUCAUAACUUAAGAGCGAGUUUUAGAACGACUGGUGAUCCUUUCUUAAGCGCUUAACAAUCGCCAAUUGAUAUACCAUUUGCCACAAGAAAGAAUCACAAGUCAUUCUUAAAGCCGCUCUUAACUUAUGAACAGCUCUAUGAAACACCCACCUGGUUUCUUAAGUAUCUACUAUUCAGUAAAGUUGAUUAUGUAGUAUUUUAAUGAAUUCUCAUUACUAAUUUCCAGCAUGUAUUUUAGAAUAACCGAUUGUAAUGGCCUCAUUCACUAUCAUUGCUACGUCUUGAGUAUUAGCCCAUAUAAAUCAGGUGAAGCUGGAGGCUUUUUUAUCAUCUGUUUCAGCUAUGUGUAUAUUAACCUAAUUAAAGGACAAGUCCAUCCAUAAACAAAACUCAAGUUGAUGUGAAUAAAAAUAGAAAAAUCCAACUAGCAUAA
Molecule: messenger RNA, 2177 nt
Organism: Lytechinus variegatus (green sea urchin)
Lineage: Eukaryota; Metazoa; Echinodermata; Echinoidea; Temnopleuroida; Toxopneustidae
Gene: c9orf78
Product: telomere length and silencing protein 1 homolog
Exons: 10
Coding region: 72-1007 (311 amino acids)
Biological process (GO): mRNA splicing, via spliceosome
Cellular component (GO): spliceosomal complex
Source: RefSeq, a predicted model, not a curated record